AGUACCCAGGUCCCGUGAUACUGCCAUUUUUUUAUUCCUUUCAACCUUUCGUCGCAAUCGGAAUCGUUGGGGUGAACUAGCCGUUCCUGAUUUCUGUUUUUCGUUUGUUCUCACGUCAGUCAGAACCUUGUGACCCGCUUUUCCCGUCUAAUGAAGUACCAAACAGGAUUUUUUUUUCGAAGGGGGCUCGAGCAGCACAACAAGAUAUACAGUAGAAAAGCACUCGCCAUUCGCAUAUCGCAAUAGUCAUCAAGUCAGAGAAAGAGAAACAUAACCACAAUGGGUGAAGACGAGGAGCUGCUCGGGAAAAAGCCCAAAAAAGAGCGACCCCCGUACCUGGGACCGUUGAAGGAGGCGUUAGCGACCAAGACGCGCGUCCUGUAUCAAGGUCGACACCGGGACAUUGCUGACCUGCGGCGACAGUACAUCGAGAAGAAGUCAGCAACGGGCGCAGCGAGUGGCGGAAAGGGCGCCAACUUCAAGGACAAGAAGACAGGGCAGUAUGUCAGGUUUACGGUAGAUCAGCUCCUCGGGCUUCGCGAUGUGUACAACCGCGUACUGCGAAAAUCCGACUACGGCAAACUAGGUGCGCUGUUGAUUUUUUUUUGUCUCAUUGCUAAGGAUAAGGAUUCACAUUCAGUUCACUUCCUUCGACCCACUCAUAUAUAAUUUCCGAAACGUACACGGUCGGCAUGACUGGCAAGGAAGAGCAUGCGAGAGAUUUAUUAAAGCAAAAAUGUGUAUAACAAAACGUUCCCUUUCCACCCAGAAACGCCGGCGGAGCUUGGGCGAUUUAUGAUGGUGCUGGAGAAGGCCGGGUCUAUGAAUCCGUUUUUUCGAGAUCUGUAUACGACCACGUCGCCGCGACUUUCGGUCAACUUGUCUAGCACGGUGAAAAACUUUCAAGAAAUCGUCUGCUUCCUGCUUCCGAUGCGCGAACCGGAGGAAGUGUCGGUAAGUUCUUAAGACUUCUUCUUCAGUACGUCCAAACGUCGCCUAGGUCGGUCCACAGCUCGUUGCUGGCACCAUCGGCUGUAGUUGAGGUAAUAGAAGAACGACGCAAAGCAAAAAUUAGUUUUCCAUAAUAUUCGUUCUACCUUUGCAGGACCUGAUAACGCACAUGCUGAACGUGGAGAAGAGGCGGAAACAGGGCGACGGCAGCAACAAGACUGAAGAAGAAAUCGCGCAGGAAGAAAAGAAGAAUGCCAUGAAAGCGCGACUCCGUGGCGCGGCGCGCAAUAAGGCAAUGGUGCUGUCGAAAGUAGACGAGCUCUACGUGCGCGAGGACGAGGGCAUCGUAAAACAGAGGAUCACACUGGAAAAGAGGUACAACAAAGAUUUUCGCAUACAGUUUCUUGACAGUGUUUGUGGUGAAUACUUUCAUUUUGGAAAAUGAAAAUAGAAGCAACGUCUGUCGAGAGUUUUUCACCCUUGAAGUGGAUGCACUCUCUCCUCGAGAUGAGAAUUUCAAUUCACCAGGUUGGAGCUGGAGCGGCUGUUCACGCUCUGUAGUCAGGACGGCAAGCGAGUCUUCGAGGAGGAUUGGAUGGAUUAUUUUGACGACACACUGAACGACGCGGGCGCACUGAAGCAACUGUUCGCGAAGCACGCGGUGCACUCGGAUCUGUCGCAGAAAGGCAAGAAGUUCCUCAAGUUCGAGGAGUUCGCACGGAUUCUGCUGCCGCUCACCUUCCAGCUGUGUGACCGCCCGGCGCCCGGGAAAUCCCACCUGACCGAGGAGGAGCUCUGGAAAAAGUUUCACAGCAACGCGGUGGUCGAUGAGAAGAGCACAGUGUGGGCCGACGUCCAGACCGAUAUCAAGCGGAUGCAAGACGUGUCGGAGGAGGACGACGAGAAGACCCGCCUCCUCAAAAUUGCCAGCAAGGCGCUAGAAAAGUACAAGAUCGAGGAUCCCGUCGACGUGUACAAAUUCGGGGACUUUGACCAAAAGAAAAAGGGCGGAAAAAAGUAGGAAUUGGAUCGCCGAACUUGGUGGAUCUCGGUCCCGCUCAAUGCAGCUUACUUUUUUUCAACGCGUCUUGGGUCUCUCCAUCCGGCUUUUUUGAAUUCAGCAGUCACUUUUGACGUUUACAACAGAGAAUAUUUUUUUUCGGCUUCGAUUUUAUUUUAAACUCAUACGGUAAAUAUGCAUCGCAACAUGUAUAAACGACGCAACUGUAAACAAUUUUUUGGUUGAUGGUACAUUAUGUACAAUAUUGUUUGGAAAGUUUCAUGCAUUUCAUUCGGGCUACAGAUCCUGUUCGCUGCUGCAAAGGCAUCUGCAAAAUGAAUGUCUUCAAUCUACUCCAUUGAAUUUGCUGUACACUAAAUCUGAAGCGCAGGAACUACGAGACGACAUGGCUAGGGCAGUUUGCCACAAUUGUUGGGCGGUUUCUUGCUUGCCCGUGGGUCUCGGGUGUGGUUGUCCGUGACGUGUCGUAGAGCUGUAUGCUGCAUGCUUCGUCGUGCUGAUCGUUUUCUCUCCAAGGAGGGCAACUUAGCUGAUUUCCAAAAUCGUCAUGAGCGAUCGAGGGUUUUCUGAUUUCGUUGUCGUGCCAACUUUUGAUGAGCGGUUUUAGAGGAUACAGCUUCGUUCAGUUCCGCACUGGCUGGCCAUUUCGUCAAAAACGUGGCUGCAAUGGCG
Molecule: messenger RNA, 2644 nt
Organism: Amoebophrya sp. A120
Lineage: Eukaryota; Dinophyceae; Syndiniales; Amoebophryaceae
Source: the annotation of a GenBank genome assembly